Paramacrobiotus metropolitanus is the source of this 1278-nucleotide messenger RNA. RefSeq lists its product as uncharacterized. Lineage: Eukaryota; Metazoa; Tardigrada; Eutardigrada; Parachela; Macrobiotidae. Gene Ontology annotation, molecular function: DNA binding; nucleotide binding; DNA-directed DNA polymerase activity. The record is from RefSeq and is a predicted model, not a curated record. Gene Ontology annotation, biological process: DNA replication. The transcript has a single exon. The coding region runs from base 1 to 1278 and encodes 425 amino acids.
AUGGUAUCCCUAUAUCCAUACAUCAAUAAGACCGGGCAGUAUCCGGUGGGACAUCCGGAAAUGAUUAUUUCGGAUUUUGACGACGUUAAGAAUUAUUUUGGAAUGGUGUUUUGCCAAGUUAUACCACCGGAAAAGCUACACUUUCCAGUCUUGCCGUUCACGAUCAACGGUAAGCUGAUUUUCACUCUCUGCAUGGCAUGCGCGGUGUCCAAGAACAAUGACUACUGCAACCAUACGGACCAGGAGCGCUGCCUUGAAGGGGUAUGGUGCACUCCCGAGCUACACCAUGCACUUGACCGUGGAUAUAAAGUGCAUAAAAUCUACGAAGUGUGGCAUUGGAACCACAAGCGCUUCGGACUGUUUUCUGAAUAUGUGGAAAAAUUUUUGAAAGAAAAGGUGGAUGCUUCCGAUUGGCCAUCGUAUGCGACUACGCCUGAAACCAGAAAGCAAUACCUUCGAGAAGUUUUGGAACGGGAGACAGUUUCCCUGAUUCCGGAUCGCACAGAGGACAAUCCCGCAAGACGCGCCAUUGCCAAAAUAAUGCUUAACUCUUUUUGGGGAAAAUUUGGACAGAGAGAUAAUCUGGAACAGACCAUCUUCCUCUAUGAAACAAAGAAAUACUUUGACUUAUGUCGGUCCGAAGCCGUCGAAAUACACAGUGUCCAUGCUGUGAGUCCUGAGUGCCUGAUGCUGACUUUAUCGCGGAGGGAGGACUACAACGAAGGGAACGACUGCGUUAACAUCGCUAUUGCCGCGUUUACGACCAGCCUGGCCCGCCUAAAACUUCUAGAUAUGCUGGAGCGCUUGAACGAUCGUGACUUGUACUAUGAUACCGACUCCGUACUGUUUGUUCACCGGUCUGGAGACUGGCUACCCCAAACGGGCACCUUUUUGGGAGACUGGAGCAACGAGUUAUUGGCCAACGAGUCCCAUAUCACGAGCUUUGUAUCAUGCGGCCCCGAAGUCUACAGUUAUGUGACAGAUACAGGACGCUUUGAACUCAAAGUUAAGGGAUUAACGCAGAAUGGCUAUACGGAAGAUCUGUUGGACGAAAAUCUUCAGCGCACCGGUCAGAAGUUAGAUUUCGAAAAGCUGAAAAAAUCCUUGAACGGUGGGAUAGUUUCCGUCACAUACCCGGAAUUCUAUAAACGUGACUUCAAGACACUACAAAUAUCCACGGUUAAAAUGGUGAAAAGCUUGCAGAAGGUGUAUGAUAAACGCGUGCUUUGGCCCGAUUUAACAACUGUCCCAUUUGGAACGAAGCGCACGGUUAUUUGA